AUGGGCGCGAACGAAUCCAAGGGUGCGACGGCGACGCGGUGGGGCGCGAAGGGCGUGGCGAUCGGCAUUUUCGCGUACGUGGGGGUGGUUCCGAAGCUCAUCGCCCCGUCGAUGUCGGAGCCACUGGUUGAGCGGCUGUCGUCGUUCGGCGGGCGGGUCGCGGUGACGGGGAUCGGCGUGAUGGAGCUGGCGGCGAUCGUGCUGCUGCUGAUCCCCGGCACGGCUCGUUUCGGCGCGUUGCUGGGGGUGGCGAUGAUGCUCGGCGCGGUCGGGGCGCACUUCGGGCCGGUGGGGUUCGAGGGGGACUUCGCGGGUGUGUUCGCGAUGGCGCUGGUGGCGCUUGCGGCGUCGGUGGUGGCCGCGGUGCUGGAGUGGAAGCGCCAUGCGUCGGGCGGUGGUGUAUCGGACGUGCGCUGA
Symbiodinium necroappetens is the source of this 417-nucleotide messenger RNA. Lineage: Eukaryota; Dinophyceae; Suessiales; Symbiodiniaceae. The record is from the annotation of a GenBank genome assembly.